Molecule: messenger RNA, 1567 nt
Organism: Durio zibethinus
Lineage: Eukaryota; Viridiplantae; Streptophyta; Magnoliopsida; Malvales; Malvaceae
Source: RefSeq, a predicted model, not a curated record
GAGCAUAAAAUCUAACUCCUUUUGUCCUCCACAAUUGUAUUGAUGAAAGUGAGAGUGCAUAAAUACUAGCUCGGAUAAUGGCCGGCCUGAUAGCCCCCCUGUUUCUCUCUCAAACAAGAAAGAGACCCUGUCUUCUCCGCCUGCACUGACUUCUGCAUUUUCCAUUGUUUCUUUAUUGGUCCUUUUGCAGUGGCUUUUACUUCUUUAUAUUCCACUUGUCUCCCUAUUUCUCCCCCUUUAACUUUCCCUCUCCUGUUUCUCUCUCUGCAAUUCAAAAUUAAACCGUGUUCUUGCUAUAUAAAUCUCACUUUCUGCACCCUUUGUUACUUCUCAGGAGGACCCAAACGGUGUUUGAAUUAGAAAAGUUUCAUUUUGUAUUAUCUUUCAAGCCAUGGAGAGUACUGCAAUUAACUGUGAUGAUGAAGAAAAAUGGGAAGCCGAGGAAGAAGAAGCAUUGUCAUUGUGUGAUCUGCCAGUAAAUUUGAUUAAAGAAGAGAACCAAGUCCAACCCAGGAAUGAGGAAGAUGGUGAAUCCCAAGCAAUUAAAGCAGAAGAAGAUUUCAACUUUGGCUCAUGGGGUGGCUCUCUAUCAACAGAACCAGAAAUGUGUGCAGCUGAUGAAGUGUUCUUUAAAGGCCAAAUUCUACCCCUUCGUUUCUCAGUUAGUUCAGACAGCGGCCUAACAGGGUGCCGCCAAGACAGCCAGAACACUAGUCGGUGCUUGUCAAGGUCAGAGUCCAUGGACCAUGGUUCGUUAAGUAGGUUCACAAGUGUUAGUAGCAGCAGCACUAGAAGUAGUCAUUACUCAAUAAGUAGCAGCAAUUCCAUCACGGUUACAGCAAGAAAUUUCAGUUCAAUUACCAAUUCCAGUUCCAGUUCCAGUUCCAAUUCCAAGUCAAAGCCAAUUAAAAUCAGAAACAACUUCAACACACAUCCAAGUCCAAAACCCCAGAUAAGAUUGUCCAAAACUCGGCCAGUAAAUUUCAAUAGCCGAAACCAGAAAUCAUCAAUGUGGGAUUUUUUCAGGUUAGGUUUGGUUCGAGCACCAGAACUUGAAUUAAAUGACUUGAAAGUUCGUAGCAACAACAAUAAUGCUAAUAGAAAUUCUGUCAGCCGAAACAGUAGUUGUAAUAGCAGUAAUAGCAGUUCAAGCACCACCAAGAACAGCAGCAAGAAGAUUGUUAACAACAGCGGUGAUCAAGUUGCAAAGAACCAGCAAGAUUCGAACAAAGGGUUCUUACAAAAGAGAAUAGGGUUGUUUAGUGGAUGUAAAUGUUCAGUUAAUGCAGUUGAAACAGUUCCAUUGAACAACAUAGUCAUCAUCAAAAGUAACAAGAACAGUGAGAACGAGAAAGCAAAGUCGUAUGCGGCCUUGGAAGAGAAAAAAAAGCUGCUGCAAGAAUUGAUGAUGAAGAAGAAAAUGAAAGAAAAGGAAAAAGAAAAGCAAGAAGGAAAACAAGCUUUGUCACGUCAUCGAACGUUUGAAUGGCUAAAGGAGCUUUCACAUGCAAGCUAUGUUGAUGAGGCUUAAAGAAAGACUCAUGAACAAUCCCUCGCAUGCUUCCUU